Molecule: messenger RNA, 1845 nt
Organism: Synchytrium microbalum
Lineage: Eukaryota; Fungi; Chytridiomycota; Chytridiomycetes; Synchytriales; Synchytriaceae
Gene: GAD1B
Product: glutamate decarboxylase
Exons: 18
Coding region: 1-1845 (614 amino acids)
Biological process (GO): L-glutamate catabolic process
Cellular component (GO): cytosol
Molecular function (GO): glutamate decarboxylase activity; pyridoxal phosphate binding
Source: RefSeq, a predicted model, not a curated record
AUGGUCUUAUCAGGAAUGGUUCCAGACUCUCCAAGCUCUGAACGUGGGAUGCAGGCUCAUGUCUUUGGCAGUAAAUGGUCGCGACAAGCCAUUCCAAAGUAUGAGCUUCCAGCGGAGGAAAUGCCUCCGUCAACUGCAUAUCAACUCAUCAAGGAUGAGCUCGAACUUGAUGGUCGACCUGCUCUCAACUUGGCAAGCUUUGUCACGACCUAUAUGGAACCUGAGGCUGAGAAGCUCAUGACAGAGUCUUUAAACAAGAACAUCAUCAACUAUGAAGAAUAUCCAAUCACUGUUGAGCUUCAAAACCGUUGCGUCAAUAUGUUGGGUCGACUCUUCCAUGCUCCUCUCAGUGCAGAUGAAGCAGCUCUCGGUGUCUCAACUGUUGGAUCCACCAUCAUCUUGAGUACUUUGGCUAUGAAGCGACGCUGGCAAUUACGUCGUGAAAAAGAAGGAAAAUCAAAAGAAAAGCCAAAUCUUGUCAUGGGCGCAAACGUCCAAGUAUGUUGGGAAAAAGCCGUCCGAUACCUUGAAAUCGAAGCUCGUUACGUAUUCUGCACUGAAGACCAAAUGUUCAUGGAUCCAAAACAAGCUGCUGCUAUGGUAGACGAGAAUACUAUUGGUACUGUGGCAAUCUUGGGAUCAACAUACACCGGUCAUUAUGAAGACGUCAAGACUUUGAAUGACUUGUUGGUUGAGAUCAAUAAGAAGACCGGGUGGAAUGUUCCUAUUCACGUUGAUGCAGCGUCAGGUGGUUUCGUGGCACCCUUCUUGGCUCCAGACUUGGUUUGGGAUUUCCGAUUGCCUUGUGUCGCAAGCAUCAACACUUCUGGCCACAAAUACGGACUUGUAUAUCCAGGAGUUGGAUGGUGCAUCUGGAGGUCCAAGGAUUUCUUACCUGAUGAUCUCGUCUUCCACGUCAAUUAUCUUGGAGCAGACCAAGCUUCCUUCACUCUGAAUUUCAGCAAAGGGUCAUCUCAAGUUAUUGCUCAAUACUAUGUGAUGAUUCGAUUGGGAAUGAAUGGAUUCAAAUCCAUCAUGGAAAAUUUACAAGAAACGAGUAUCUUCUUAUCCCACCAAAUCAAAUCAAUGGGUUUCGAGAUCAUGUCUUCUGAAGAUCCUUCCAAGGGACUCCCACUUGUUGCGUUCAAACUACCAAAGGACGCAAGUCGACACUUUGAUGAGUUUGAUGUUGCUGGAAGGCUUCGUGAGAAAGGUUGGAUUGUCCCAGCAUACACUCUUGCACCUCAUGCAGACAAAAGUAAACUAUUACGUGUUGUCAUUCGUGAAGACUUCUCCUACAAUCGAGCAGAGCUCUUGUUGGCAGACCUGCAAAUGACUUUGGACUUCUUGAAGAAACAAGAUGCCAAAUCUAUGGAAGCUAGGCGUGAAGCACACAAACAAUAUGGCGCUGCUCACAAACAUCACAAGCAUCAUGGUCUCGCAGUCGCAAUCCCAGAAGCUCCACUCAAAAGUAUUCAUAAUACCUCUCCUGUCGCUGCUGUUACAACAGUCAAACCCGCUUCUUCUCCAACGGUUACGAAACCUCCUACACCAGCUGCUACACCAAAAGCUGCUGCUCCGACUCCUGCUGCUGUGAAGGCUCCAACACCUGUCGCUACAUCUGCCGCAACUCCUGUUGCUGCGAAGGCUCCAGCUGCUGUGAAAGUUGCUGCUCCUGCUCCAUUUGCUGCAGCCAAAGUAGUGACUCCACCUGCAUCACGUCCCUUGUCCCCCACAGUAUCAAGCAAGGAUGCAUGGGACAAGGCUUCUGCAAACGAUGUUAUGGCAUCAGCCAUGUUGAGUCCAAAAAGGAAUCCCAUGCUGAAAAAGUAUCAACUCAUAUAG